This is a messenger RNA of Saprolegnia diclina VS20, 1026 nucleotides long. RefSeq lists its product as hypothetical. The record is from RefSeq and is a predicted model, not a curated record. NCBI's taxonomy places the organism in Eukaryota, Oomycota, Saprolegniomycetes, Saprolegniales, Saprolegniaceae. The coding region runs from base 1 to 1026 and encodes 341 amino acids. Gene Ontology annotation, cellular component: cytoplasm. Gene Ontology annotation, molecular function: ubiquitin-like modifier activating enzyme activity. The transcript is spliced from 7 exons. Gene Ontology annotation, biological process: protein modification by small protein conjugation.
AUGGCCGACGACAAGGACGACGAACUCCAUCGACGCGUCGCGCAGCGCGUCGACCGCAUCAAGGUCGCGGUCGACGAACUCACGAACGCGGUGCGGGUGCUUUCGAGCGCCGACCACCCUCAGCGCCCCCCUCGCUCGACCGUGCCCGACCCCAUCGACGAGCGCGAAGGCUCGUACAGUCGCAUCCUCGCCAACAACGACCGAGGUGUCAUCAAAGAGAUCGAGAGCCUCGGGUCAAUGGCGAUCAUAAUCGUGGGACUCAACGGCAUGGGUUGUGCGAUCGCCGAGACCUUUUGUCGCAGUGGCAUUGGCAAAAUCUACUUGGUCGAUGACGACCCGCGCCAAGUGCAGGCGGAAGAUUUGAGCCAGCUCUUUUAUCUGCCGCAGAACGUGGGCUACGAGCGCAUCGCAGAAGUCGAGACCAAUUUGCGCUUGAUCGACGAGAGCGUCGACAUUGAGGGUGUCCGCCUCGAUGCCAAGAACGCAGGCGAAUGGCACGCCUGGGGCGGCACCCACCCGCGCCCGUCUACCCACGCCCUGCGCAUGGCCUUUCUGGCCGUGACCGAUACCGCCAUCAUCCGCAACGUGAACGAGAUCUGCUUGGAGCUCAACGUUCCGCUGAUCGCAAUCAAGCCAGGCAACGACGGUCUCUCGGGGCACAUUGUUACGUCGAUACGCAGCGAGACGCCGUGUCUCCUGUGCUACAAGGCGCCUGGCGUGACGGCGCCGCGGACGAGCGACGUUCACAUCAGAAGCCGGAGUAUGCCGCCUGUCUUGGUCGCGCCUGUGCAGCCGAUGCCAAUGAUGGAAGGCAUCCUCGCUGGCUUUGCAGGCCACGCAGCGCUCAAGCGCCUCCUCGGCUUUGGCACGUUUGCUUCAUGCAUGAAUUACCGCAACUUAAUGGAAGAGGCGACGCCGACGUUCGAGACGGACGCCAGCGUCUUCUGCGUCAGUCGGCUCUGCCGCAAGUUCAACAGCAACCUCCGACCCGAGACGUCCCCCGCCAAAUCAAUGCCGACGAUUUAG